AUGUCUAUCAAUACGAAGAAGACCGUAAUUUUAGCGCAAGGGUACACUUUCCAACCAUCCAUCCUCCUGGAGACUGUACCCUUAGAGGUGGUCGACAAGUUCUGUUACUUAGGGUCCACCGUGUCGAGCAACCUCUCUAUCGACAGUGAGGUCGACCUUCGCAUCGGCAGGGCGGCCACGACGUUCGGCAGGCUGCGUACAAGAGUGUGGAAUAACAAACAUCUUACUAUCAGGACCAAGAUGAUUGUUUAUGAAACUUGCGUCCUGAGCACGCUCUUGUACGGAGCCGAAACCUGGACGUCGUACGCUAAUCAGGAACGUCGACUAAACACCUUUCACAUGCGCUGUCUUCGGAGUAUCCUCAACAUCACUUGGAAGGACAGGGUCACUAACGAGAGAGUCCUGGAAAUUGCACAGCUUCCUAGCAUCACCGCCCUGCUGAAACAGAGGCGCUUGCGGUGGCUUGGGCAUGUGCAGCGUAUGGAUAGCACUCGUUUGCCUAGCCAGAUUAUGUUGAGCCAGAUAGCAUUUAAAAAGCGCCGCAUUGGACGUCCCUUGCUGCGUUUUAAGGACUGCGCGAAACGCGACAUGGUCGCUUUUGAUAUCGAUAGGGACACUUGGGAGGAGCUCGCGUCAGAUCGCGAUGGAUGGAGGGGUACCAUCGCGAAAGGUCGCGAAAUUCACGACAACGCAUGGUUCCAAGACCUUGCCCGAAAACGCGCAAAGAGGCACAAUCCACCUGAUGGUGCCGACAUGGCUCCCUGCUUCAGCUGCCAUAAAUGCGGUCGCAAAUGCCGGUCCCGCAUUGGCUUAUACAGCCACGAGAGACGUUGUUCCUCGCUUACAGACGCUGCAUAA
Cydia splendana is the source of this 858-nucleotide messenger RNA. RefSeq lists its product as uncharacterized. The record is from RefSeq and is a predicted model, not a curated record. The transcript has a single exon. The coding region runs from base 1 to 858 and encodes 285 amino acids. Lineage: Eukaryota; Metazoa; Arthropoda; Insecta; Lepidoptera; Tortricidae.